AUGGCUGGCACCGGGAGCGCUCCUUACCCCACUCCAGGAUUUCGCCAGCUGGGAACCACGUGACUUCCUCUCGCAACCAAGAUGGCGUCGUGGAGGAAGAUGUUUGCUCUCUUCUCUCUCGUUUUGCUGUUUUUCUGCAGUUCGAAUGCUCAAACAUGUGUGGGCCCCACCGUAGAGGCUUCCUCCUUCACCUCCAACGAUGCAAACCUCGCCAUGGAGACAACCUUCCUGGUGGAGUUCACCCUCACCUGCAAGAAUGCAGCCAAGGACCUAGUUCUGCAUGCCGACAUUGGCGACCGCCAGUUCCCCGUAAGCCGCAGUGCGGACGGUAUUCGUUACCAAGUCAGCUGGACUGCGGAGCACAAACAGGCCCCGGCCGGCAGCUAUGACAUCAGGUUCUUUGACGACGAAGGAUUCUCUGCACUCAGAAAGGCCCAGAGAAGCGACCAGGAUGUGAGUGCUGUCAGUUCACUCUUCACCAUUACAGUUCACCACAGGGGUGUUUCCCAGGGUCCGUGGGUCAGCUCGCCAACCGUGGCCGCCGUCGCUGCAUUCGCCGUCUGGCUGUUCGCCUACAGAGCCAAGAGACAGAUCCAGGAUUGAACGCAGACAUAACAGCCAAUGGGAAAACGUCUUUUACAAGGAGUGAAGAAAUAAAAUCUUUUAAUACCAUUUG
Messenger RNA from Branchiostoma floridae (Florida lancelet), 676 nucleotides. Its product is annotated as translocon-associated protein subunit delta-like. The record is from RefSeq and is a predicted model, not a curated record. Gene Ontology annotation, cellular component: endomembrane system; endoplasmic reticulum; membrane. The transcript is spliced from 5 exons. The coding region runs from base 82 to 603 and encodes 173 amino acids. Lineage: Eukaryota; Metazoa; Chordata; Leptocardii; Amphioxiformes; Branchiostomatidae.